Molecule: messenger RNA, 4080 nt
Organism: Aureobasidium pullulans EXF-150
Lineage: Eukaryota; Fungi; Ascomycota; Dothideomycetes; Dothideales; Saccotheciaceae
Product: amidase signature enzyme
Exons: 7
Coding region: 1-4080 (1359 amino acids)
Biological process (GO): DNA-templated transcription; regulation of transcription by RNA polymerase II
Cellular component (GO): chromatin
Molecular function (GO): zinc ion binding; RNA polymerase II cis-regulatory region sequence-specific DNA binding; DNA-binding transcription factor activity, RNA polymerase II-specific
Source: RefSeq, a predicted model, not a curated record
AUGUCCGUCUUCUUCAAAAAUAUUCAACCUGGCAAUCCAGUGAAGGCAGGCGAUGUUGAAUCUCUGCUUGAACCACUCGGUCUCGGUGUUCGUCCUGAAGAAGCUGCCGAAUAUCAACUUCUCCUUGCUGCAGCUCACGACUGUGCCGAAAGGAUCAAUAAACUUCCAGAUUAUCAGCCUGUUCCAGAUGAAGGGCGUUUUCCACGUCGGGAUAUCCGUGUGCCGGGUGAGAAUGAGCAAAGCUUCGGCCAUGCAUGGGCACAUCGCUUCAUCAUCGAGGGAGAUCAGUCUUCGACGUCAGCGAUCACGGGCAAGACUGUCUGUGUGAAGGACUGCAUUGCUGUAGCGAAAGUGCCACAGUUCUUCGGAAGCGAUGCCUUCCCGGCUUGGACUCCCAGUACUGAUGCGACGGUCGUCACAAGAGUUCUGGAAGCUGGAGUUAAUGUUGUUGGGACUGCCACCUGCGAGAACUUCUGCAAUUCGACAUCUUCAUUUACAAGUGCUCAAGGUAUUGUCCACAAUCCACAUCAGACUGGCUAUUCCGCGGGUGGUAGCACUUCCGGAGGUGCUGCUCUUGUGGCUGGUGGAGUGGUAGACAUGGCAAUUGGUACCGAUCAAGGAGGCAGUAUUCGUGUCCCUGCUUCACUUUGUGGUUGUGUUGGUUUCAAGCCAACUCAUGGUCUUGUGCCUUACACUGGAAUCACGAGUGGUGAUCAGAUUGAUGAUCAUGCUGGACCCCUUGCAAAUUCAGUCAACGAUGUCGCGGCUUGUCUGGACGCUAUUGCUGGAUAUGACGGUAUUGACGACCGGUCUCUCGGAGCAGCUCAGCAUGGAUCAUUCGGUUUCCAGAAGUCACUGAAAGGAGGUCGACUGGAAGGCAUCCGUAUUGGUGUGCUGCGUGAAGGUUAUGACAAUGACUUGGUUCAGGCUGAUGUGAAGAAAGUCUUCUUUGAGGCUGUCGCAAGACUCAAGGCGCUUGGUGCGACAGUAGAAGAAGUCUCCAUUCCUUUGCAUAACGAAGGACCCUCAAUCUGGACGAUUCAACAACGCAUCUCUGGCUCGGCAGGUAUCCUUGGUCAAGCCAAUGGUCGCAGAGGACUGUACCUGACUGAAUUCGAGCAUGCACGCCUGCCAUGGACGGCGAACAACUUCGAAAAGCUGUUCCCUUCCACCAAGAACACGGUCAUCAACGGACUGUACUUACAAAAGCAGUUCCCUGGUUUGUACGCGAAGACGAUGAAUGUUGGUAGACAGAUUCGCGACGCGUAUGAAGCAGAAUUGGAAAAGUAUGAUGUCAUCAUUAUGCCCACGACGCCAUAUGUUGCGCCAAAGAACGGAUCAAGAGAAUCCGUGUUGAAGUCUUUUGAGCCGAGUAUCGGAUUGACCAGCAAUACAGCCAUCUUCAAUGUGACUGGACAUCCAGCAUUGUCCCUUCCGGUUGGAUGGUCGGCAGCUGCGGGUGAUGAGUCGGUGUUGCUGCCUGUCGGUUUGCAAAUAGUAGGCGGUCUCUGGCAGGAGAAAAAGAUCUUGCAUGUCGCAGAGGCAUUAGAAGAUAGCUUUGAUUGGAGAUCUCAGAAACACGAAAUGCCUAGCGCUUCAGGGCCACAGGCCUCCACAAACAAGCGGCGAAAACUUGAUGGUCCUGCUCGAGGUGGUAAUGCGCGACUUUGCCCACAUUGCGGGCGCACUUUCAAACGAACGGAGCAUCUGGCGCGGCAUGUGCGGACGCACACCAAGGAAAAGCCUUUUCCAUGCGAAUGUGGAGCUGCUUUUGGACGACGUGACUUGCUCACGCGACAUCGAAGAGUGAAUCACCAUGAGGACAGUAAUGGAGCACCGAAUGCCACAUCAACGCAACCAGAGUCUGCAGGAGCAUUACAGAGCGAGCCUGGUGAUGAUGUUGACUCGACCGAUAUUACCGCUGCUGAAGUGAACCCAGACGAGGGUCCAUGGUUCGAGCAACAGCCUCAGACAAACACAUCGUAUCAUCAGCCAACAAUUGCAUUGAAUGAUGGCCAUCAUCAGGGUCUGCUCCCAACUGGACAACAUGAUCCUGUACUCCUGUCGCCUCGAAUGCCGGACAACGGCGACCUUAUGCAGAUGGGCGAGGGCUUACCAUCAUUGACACCAUCUGGCGUUGAUGUCGACAUGCAUUUCCGAGACUUUGCCAGCUUCCUUGACGGUGUCGGCUUGUGUGUUGAAUGGAGUCCAAUCUUCAAUAAUGUGGAGAGACCAGAGGACUUUGGUAACCUUGGUCUGACUGAAGGAACUGAUCAACCGGUACCUGCUGAGGCAGAUGUUCGAGCAAGAGCAGGCUCACCGUUCAGUACGUGGCUGCCGUCCGCUCCUACGAAAGACCGAAACUCCAGCAAUGUCUGUGAUCUUGCCAAUCCUCGUGUCGCUGAUCCCGAGAUUCGUCGUUUCGACGUGACGGAGGAGCAGCGUGUCAAGCUUGAUCAGAUUAUCCGCUCCUCUUCCCAUAUCUUGGACCCUGCAUUCCAUCUGCCUUCACGCCACGCUCUCACUCGGUACAUCAAGUCUUUCUUUGGCGGUUUCCACCUGCACAUGCCCUUCAUACACGUUCCUACCUGGCAUCUGUACGAUCAUCCUGUAGAAGUCAUCUUUGGGAUUGCGGCUAUCGGUGCUCAAUACUGCUUUGAGAAGAGAGCGGCAGAACAACUCUUCUUUGCUGGGAAAGCUUUUGUUAUGGACAGACUCGCAAGACCGCCCGAAACGCUUGCAUCUCCUUCUCUCCUCGUUAUGGAUUCGGUGACUCCAUCGGUGGAUCAGCAUCAGCCAACAACCCAAAACACCGAAGGCGAGUCUAUUGAGACAAUCAGAGCUUUGCUCACCCUCAUGGGAUACGCAACCUGGGAUCCGCAACCAUCAACAGUCCGUCAGUCUUUUGCAUUGCAAGAACUACUUACGCAGAUCUUGAGGAAUGAAGGCUUGGAAGAUGUCAAGGAGUCGCUGUUACCCUCAGAGCUGGGACGGAAUUCUGGUCACCUCUUGGAGCAAGACUGGCGUUCGUGGGUUGAGAAAGAGUCUACUCGACGUACAAAGCUGGUUGCAUUCUCUUUCAUCCACACCCACAGUAUCGCAUACGACGUCUACCCUCCACUGCGCAGUAAUGAGAUUGGCCUUCGAUUGCCCUGCUCGACCCUGGAGUGGAAUGCUCCAAAUGCUCUGUCCUGGCAUGCUGCCCGAAAAGCGACCCCAAAGCCACAACUAUUCUUCAAAGAAGCGCUUUCUUUCCUCUUGGACCACAAGCACGAACCUGCAAGAUUAGACCCCAUCCCGACACCUCUGGGGAACUAUGUCUUGCUUCACGGGUUGAUUCAAAGGAUACACAUUGUCAGAGAUCUGAGUUUGCCCAUCAUGAGCGACAUGGCAGCUUUACCGCCAGAGGAAGUCGAGAAGCUUGAACGCGGUCUUCGAUGCUGGACGUCAGGCUGGCAACAAGCUCCAGAGUCGUCGCUUGAUCCGAACAACGAGAACGGUCCCAUACCUUUUACUUCCAGUUCUCUGCUCGCCCUCGCCUAUGCACGCAUCUAUCUCAACCUCGGACCGUAUCGUCAGCUUCAGACGCGGGAGCCUCAGCGUAUCGCCCGUGCUUUGACGAGAUGUCCUGAGAUUGAACGUAGCGAAGGAGUGAUUGCGGCGCUGCUCUAUGCGACUCACAUGCUUGGUAUUCCAGUCAAACUCGGCGUUGAUCGAGUAGCAAAAAGUCAAGCCUUCUUUUGGAGUGUGAGGCAUUCCUUGGCUAGUCUGGAUUGUGCAAUCUUGCUGAGUAAAUGGCUCACGAUUGUGGCGAGCACUUCGGCUACGAGCCCACUGACUGAUAGCGAAGAGAGAAUCCUGUACUGGGUCAAAUGUAUCGUUGAAGAGGCUUACGCGGUGGUUGACUUUGACGACACACCAGCCGAGGACAUCGACUUCCAGAACUCCGCAGAUCUCGCCCUGGCUGUUCUUAGGAUCUGGGCACACUUCUUCAAGAGCAAUUCACAGUGGCCAUUCAUCAACAUCAUCGGCCAUGGUCUGGAAGCAUAUCGGAAUACGCUCGUUCAUGCAAAAGUCUGA